Messenger RNA from Pelmatolapia mariae (spotted tilapia), 1629 nucleotides. Its product is annotated as zinc finger protein 227-like. Gene Ontology annotation, cellular component: nucleus. NCBI's taxonomy places the organism in Eukaryota, Metazoa, Chordata, Actinopteri, Cichliformes, Cichlidae. The coding region runs from base 367 to 1629 and encodes 420 amino acids. The transcript has 3 exons. The record is from RefSeq and is a predicted model, not a curated record. Gene Ontology annotation, biological process: regulation of gene expression.
CCUGCUCCUGAAAAUAUAUACAUACAAUCACCCUUUUCCUUGUCUGGGUGGAGUGGGUGGAAUCUAAUGAGGUGCUUCAGGUGGCUGAGUUUAUACUGCUACCAUUGAGUUUGAGCCGGUGGAUCUACGGAAGUCCAUAUAUACAGGGUGUAGCAUCCACUGGGUAAAGGCAGUGAAAUGCAGGGCGGUCAGUGGCUUUUUCCGUUUCAAGUUCUUGUGGGCAACUGAUGACUUUCUUUUUAUAGCUGCUUCUCAGGUUCCACAUUGAAGUUUCAUAGGUGAGUAACAGAAGGAGAAGAGUCUGGUGGAACAACAGAGGAACAAUUUCAGCCAUUUGGACUCAGCUCAGCCACUACAGGGGAAACAAUGUCUUCAACACAAAAGGACCAACAUGGAGCGAGAAGUCAGCGCUCUCAGGAGGCCGACAAACCUCACAGAAGAAAGGGAGAGAAAACCUACAGCUGUGAUGAGUGUGGGAAGGAUUUUACCCGGCCUGGAGGCUUAAAAAAGCACCAACUCAUCCACAGUGGAGUUAAACCUUACAGCUGUGACUUGUGUGGAAAGUGUUUUACCCAGGCUCAAAACUUAAAAAGACACCAACUCAUGCACAGUGGAGUUAAACCAUACAGCUGUGAGUUGUGUGGAAAGUCUUUUGCCAGGGCUGGAGACUUGAAAAAACACAGAAUCAUCCACAGUGGUUUUAAAGCGUACAGCUGUGACUUGUGUGGAAAGUCUUUUAGCCAGGCUGGAGACUUAAAAAAACACCAACUCAUCCACAGUGGAGUUAAAUCUUACAGCUGUGAGUUGUGUGGAAAGUCUUUUGCCCGGGCUGGAGGCUUAAAAAAACACCAAGUCAUCCACAGUGGAGUUAAACCUUACAGCUGUGACUUGUGUGGAAAGUCUUUUACCCGGGCUGGAGACUUAAAAACACACAGAAUCAUCCACAGUGGAUUUAAAGCGUACAGCUGUGACUUGUGUGGAAAGUGUUUUACCCGGGCUGAAAACUUAAAAACACACCAACUCAUCCACAGUGGAGUUAAACCUUACAGCUGUGACUUGUGUGGAAAGUCCUUUGUGCAGGCUGGAAGCUUAAAAACACACAGAAUCAUCCACAGUGGAUUUAAAGCAUACAGCUGUGACUUGUGUGGAAAGUGUUUUACCCGGGCUGAAAACUUAAAAACACACCAACUCAUCCACAGUGGAGUUAAACCUUACAGCUGUGACUUGUGUGGAAAGUCUUUUACCCAUCAUAAAGGCUUAAAAUUACACCAGAUCAUCCACAGUGGAGUUAAAGCACACAGCUGUGACUUGUGUGGUAAGGCUUUUGCUCAAAAUAGCGACUUACAGAGGCAUCUAGUUACGCACUCUGGAAUUAAGGCGUACAGCUGCGACUUUUGUGGAAAAAGGUUCAGUGACAAACGGUACCGAAAUAUUCACCUACGGAUUCACACUGGAAAUGAUGUUUCCUGCUGUGAUCAGUGUGGGAAAUUGUUUACAGCAGAUGCACAGUUACAACGACACAUGCUUAGCCACACUGAGGAGAGACCUUAUAAAUGUGACCUGUGUGAGAAGACUUUUAAAGCUCCAUAUUACCUGAAAAAACACCAACAGAUCCACACCAGAAAUUAA